AUGGACGACCUUUUGGAGUUAGUGAUUUCAUAUUUUGGUAACUUUCUCAAUUACCCGGGAAAAUCAAUUAUUGAGGGCCGUUUCAUUGCAGUUAAUGCUGAAAGCUGGGGCGAAUCGUCAUGGGCAAAGAAGUCAUCGAAUCCAAAACCCCUUAGUUUCGAGACGACUUCCUGUGCCAGCGCACUACGACCAUUGCUCACCUCUGUUUGGAACUAUAUAUUAACUGAUUGGCGUGAUCGAGGGGAUAGGGUUUCUAUAAACAAAAUACGACUACAGCUUCCUCUUGUUAAUAUCUUGAGAAGGAUAGAUAUGCCAAUGUCUGCAAUACUCAUUCUCUUGGCAGUUAUCGUACUUCUUCCUUUCAUAGCCUUCUUGAUUCUUGUUGGGAAACUUUUCACUGGAAAGUCUAUAAAAAAUCCGGAAUAUCCUCCGAUUAAUGGAACCAUAUUUGGUCAAGUCUUCUACUUCAACACUCUGUAUGAUCAACAAACCAAAGAUGCCAAGAAGUUUCCGACGUUUAGGCUUCUGGCUCCCAGUCAGAGUGAUGUGUACACAAUCGAUCCUCGAAACGUCGAGCAUGUCUCAAAGACGUGCUUUGGCAAGUACAUAAAGGGAGAUGGCGACAAAGAGAUAAUUAAGGAUCUGUUCGGCGAGGGGAUAUUUGCGGUCAACGGAGAUAAGUGGCGGCAGCAGAGGAAGCUUGCGAGCCUUGAGUUCUCAACUAGGGUCCUCAGAGACUUCAGCUGUUCGGUGUUCAGGCAAAACGCUGCAAAGCUAGUCGGAGUCCUCGUCGAGAUGGCAGCUCAAGGGAGGGAUUUUGAUGUGCAAGAUAUACUGAUGAGAGCUGGACUGGACUCUAUAUUCAAAGUCGGGUUUGGGGUCGACCUAAACUGCUUGGAGGGUUGGAGCAAAGAAGCGUCCAACUUCAUGAAGGCCUUCGACAAUGCAAAUGCUUUGAUCUACUGGCGAUACGUCGACCCCUUAUGGAAGUUGAAGAGGUACCUUAACAUCGGUGCUGAAGCCUGCCUUCGGAAGAAUAUCGAAAUUAUCGACUCCUUUGUGAAUCGACUUAUCAGAACGAAGAGAGAACAGCUAGCAGAACAAAGACACAGUAACGAUAAGGAGGACAUACUAUCGAGAUUUCUUCUCGAGAGCAAGAAGGAUCCCGUGAAGAUGAAUGACAAGUACCUCCGUGAUAUAAUCCUAAAUUUCAUGUUGGCUGGAAAAGAUUCGACGGGCAAUACCCUGUCAUGGUUCCUGUUCAUGCUCUGCAAGAACCCCCUCGUGCAGGAAAACAUUUUCCAGGAAAUAAGGGACCUGAUUCCGAUCGAAGAUCCAGAGAGGGAAAGUAGAGCUGACCCUAACGAUUUCGUGGCAAAGAUCACGGAGUCAGUGCUCGAUCAGAUGCAUUAUCUUCAUGCAGCUCUGUCGGAGACAUUGAGAUUGUACCCAGCCGUUCCAUUGGACGGAAGGUGUGCCGAGACGGAUGAUGUACUUCCUGAUGGCUAUAAGGUGAAGAAGGGGGAUGGAGUCUACUACUUGAUAUACUCCAUGGGCAGGAUGAAGAACCUCUGGGGAGAGGAUGCAGAGGAUUUCAAACCUGAAAGAUGGCUCCGCGACGGGAUCUUCCAACCCGAAUCGCCCUACAAGUUUGCAGCUUUUAAUGCAGGGCCUCGGAUCUGUCUAGGAAAGGACUUUGCAUAUAGGCAGAUGAAGAUAGUCUCGAUGGCCCUUCUUCGGUUCUUCAGGUUCAAAUUGGCUGAUGAAGCUAGGACUGUGACCUACAGGACAAUGUUUACGCUUCAUAUCGAUGGAGGACUCUAUCUUCGUGCUACCCCUAGGAUGAGGUCAUAAAUCCAAUUCGCAUGAAUUUGAUGCUCAAUCUCACCAAUGUACUGAACUCAGUUAUUACGGUUUUGCAUUUUCUGUGCUGUCAUGGUUGCAUUAGAACAUAAUCUUGUAAAUACCAUCUGAUCAGACACAGGGAUACUUAUCCUCCUAAAAUAAUAAUAUGUUUGUCCCUUUUUUUUUCCCCAACACAA
Punica granatum (pomegranate) is the source of this 2042-nucleotide messenger RNA. The record is from RefSeq and is a predicted model, not a curated record. NCBI's taxonomy places the organism in Eukaryota, Viridiplantae, Streptophyta, Magnoliopsida, Myrtales, Lythraceae.